CCGGAACCUUGGUGCUUCCGGACCAUGGGGCUUGCACUCCAUUUCCCAGGGGGUCUCGCGCGCAACCGGAAGUUCAGAGAGCCUAUAAGAGCGCCCUCGAGGCGUGUGGGCAGCUCUUUUUGCAGAAGGCGCCUUCUGUGGAUGUCGUACGCUAGCUCCAGGACCUGGGGCGGUGGCGCUGCGGCUCCCAGCGGCGAAAGGCGGGCCUUGGGGUCCCCGGCCGGUGGCGUCCCGCUCUGGCUAGGGGUGAGAAGGAGCCGGACCAGGAUGUGCAAACAGGUGCACGGGCGCAAAGUGCGCUGCUCCAGCUGUGAGGAGCAAGCCCAGGCCUGAAGGAGCACCGAUGGUGAUGGCUUCCAGGGGCUUCUACCUGGCCUGCCUGCUACUGGGUGCCCUGGGCUUCCUCUGUGUCCUCUGCACUACCUACUGGGCUCAGCACUGGCGUGGUGGCUUUGCCUGGGAUGGCGGCCAGUACAUGUUCAACUGGCACCCAGUGCUCAUGGUGUCGGGCAUGGUGGUGCUCUAUGGAGCCGCAUCUCUGGUGUACCGCCUGCCACAGGCACGGCUGGGGCCUCGGCUGCCCUGGAAGGCCCUGCAUGCGGCCCUGCACCUGGGGGCCUUCGUCCUCACUGUGGUGGGGCUGGUCGCUGUCUUCCGGUAUCACAGCCGCGCCAGGAUCACCCACCUCUACUCCCUGCACAGCUGGCUGGGCCUGGCUGCCACAAUCCUCUUUGCCUGCCAGUGGUUCCUGGGCUUUGCCGUUUUCCUGCUGCCCUGGGCAUCACUGUGGCUGCGCGGCCUCCUGAAGCCGCUCCAUAUCUUCUUCGGAGCCGCCAUCCUGUCUCUGUCGAUGGCGUCCGUCAUCUCUGGCAUCAAUGAGAAGCUGUUCUUCAGCCUGAAGAAUGCCACCAUGCCAUACCAGAGCCUGCCCAGUGAGGCCAUCUUUGCCAACAGCACAGGGCUGCUGGUGGUGGCCUUUGGGAUACUGGUCCUCUAUGUCCUCCUGGCUUCAUCGUGGAAGUGCCCUGAGCCAGGUGUUUUGGCCGACAGACAGCCCCUGUUGUGCGACAGGGAGUGAUGUGGGCAGGGGCUCCUGGAAGUCGCCGCUGUCUGCGCCCCACGGAAGAGCCAUCCACCUGAACCUGCCUGAGGUCGGCCUCCCUCCAGACAGCUGCUGUUUCCGCUUCUCUUGUCAUUGGCGUCUCAGCAGGGACUCCUUGGUCUCUGUCUGGGCAGGACCCUCAUGCCCUGGCCGCUGCUGCGUGCGGCCUUCUCUGUGCAGAUUGGGCAGUUCCACAGGAAGUGGGUCUUGGGAUUUGGCAGAGUCCAGCCAGUGUAGAGGCUUGGACUUUGGUGCAGCCCCAAGCACUGCCAUUUCCCGGAUGUUGGCCCUGCGUGUGGCACCACAGCAUCGUGUGACUGUGGGUGUGGGGCUCUUCCUCUCCCAGCUGCUGCUCCAGCCAGGGUGUGGAUGCCACCCUUCCUGGGGCUCUCAUGCCCAUCACCGCAGUCCUGGGAGCCUGGUGACGGUCCUGCCAAGUCCCAGGAGGGUGAGAGCCUCCCUUGCUCCCCCUGCUGGCCAUGGACAUCCUGUCCACCCUCUGCCAGUGUGGCUCAGCGGAAACCAAGGUGACCGAGUGGGGCACUGUGCCCAGUGACACUCGAGGUCUCCCUGCUCACUGCAGGCCCCUCCCCACAUGCUGGCUCUGCCCUGGGAACAGCUGUGCGGGCCCAUGCCCAGGCAGGGAGGCACCGGCUGCCUGUCCCGAGCAUGGGCAUCUCCCUGGCUCACAGAGCUCGCCUUCCAUUAAACCCGUUUUAGAACUGAUGCUGCACUGUCCAUUUA
Messenger RNA from Fukomys damarensis (Damara mole-rat), 1846 nucleotides. RefSeq names its product cytochrome b ascorbate-dependent protein 3. The transcript has 7 exons. Gene Ontology annotation, cellular component: lysosomal membrane. The record is from RefSeq and is a predicted model, not a curated record. The coding region runs from base 344 to 1078 and encodes 244 amino acids. NCBI's taxonomy places the organism in Eukaryota, Metazoa, Chordata, Mammalia, Rodentia, Bathyergidae. Gene Ontology annotation, molecular function: oxidoreductase activity.